AUGAAUAACGCAAAAAGUGCUGUGCAGACGCUUUUAAAGCCCGAACGUUUUCCUCUGAUUUUGUAUAAACGAAUUCUUAGGUUACAUUAUGGUCUUCCAAAAGAAAUGCGUUAUUUGGGCGAUCAGUACGUGAAAGAUGAAUUUAGAAGACAUAAAAAUGCCAGCCCAGAACAGAGUCUUGUGUUUUUGAAGGAGUGGACCGAUUACUGUACCACACUUUCUAAACAACUGUCUCAAAAAGGAAUAGCGAAAGGAGUAAUUGGGACAAAUUUAAACCCGUCGUUGUUGGAUAGCUUUACAGAUGAACAGCUUUUCCAGUUGCUAGAGUUGAAAAAGGAAGCAGAAAAACCAAAAAGAAAUUCUUCUUCUAGCUGA
This is a messenger RNA of Enterobius vermicularis (human pinworm), 375 nucleotides long. NCBI's taxonomy places the organism in Eukaryota, Metazoa, Nematoda, Chromadorea, Rhabditida, Oxyuridae. The record is from the annotation of a GenBank genome assembly.